Molecule: messenger RNA, 2356 nt
Organism: Solanum dulcamara
Lineage: Eukaryota; Viridiplantae; Streptophyta; Magnoliopsida; Solanales; Solanaceae
Exons: 2
Coding region: 1076-1576 (166 amino acids)
Source: RefSeq, a predicted model, not a curated record
AUUCAGUUUAGAUCUGUCUAUUCAUUUGACUUUAUAAAGUUUCAAUCGUUAUGUGUUUUAUUUCCAAUUUUGGGUUACUCUUAUAAUCUUGAAUGCUAUUUGGGAUAUGGUUCUUUACAUUGCUUUGAUGUUAUCUACAGUUUUUUUUGUUUGUUUGUCACUUGGUGUCCUGUUUAUUAAAUUCGGAUUCGUAUGGAGAAGCCAUGGUGGAGGGAGGUAAUAGAAAUGUUUCCGUAGUCGGGGUCGAAUCCGAGGCCUCUAUUCUUGUGGGGGUUUGUUUGACAAAUCUUUCUUUGUGACCCAUUUCUCACAAUAUUGGGGUUCCUGAGUUUAGUGCAUUGUGGUCACUAAGUUCAGAUGCCGAGUUAGGAUUUUGUGUUUGUGAGUUUCGGAUUCUAGAAAAGCAUUUUAUUGGGUUCUUGAUUAAUUAUUUAUACAUAUUAAGUGAAAACAUAAAUACAAGGUUUGAGCCAAAACUAUUAGGUUCUACCGAACUCGCAAGCAAAGUUGUAGCUGCCUCAGUUGAAUCUCUCUAUUCAUUUGACCUUGGAAAGUUCCAAUUUUUCUAUGUUUUUUAUUUUUUCAAAUUUGGGUUCCUCUUAUGAUCUUGAUACUAUUUGGAAUAUGGAUCUUUACAGUGCUCGUAAUCUUGUUAAGAACUUUGUUAUCACUAAUUUUUUUUCAUGGUUUCUUGUUGCGGUUCUCGAGUUAUUCUUUGAGAUUUUAAGUUUAGUGCAUUGUGGUCACUCAGUUUAGAGCUGUCUAUUCGUUUGACUUUAUAAAAUUUCAAAUUCAUGUUUUUUUUCCUUCCAAUUUUGGGCUCUUAUAAUCUUGAUUAUGAUUUGGGAUAUGCUGCCUUGGCGUUAUCUAUAGUUGACAACCUACCACCAAAGAUUGUGGUAGAGUGGUAAGUACUCAUCCAUUCUUAAUCAAAAGUCUAGGUAUCGAGUUGCUUUUGUAAGGAUUGCUUUACUCCCAAAGUGAGACUUUCCGACAUGAAUCCAGAUUAGAUGGGCCCCAAAAGCAGGGUCUAACUAAACAUCUGCUGGAUCAAUCCAAGAAAAUUUGAAAAAUCAUGGUUCAAACGUUAGAAGCCACCAAAGUCGGUGGAGGUUCGAUUAAAGUAGGAACUACCGGUAAAGUUAGUGCCUUGAUGUCAAGAGAAUUAGAUUCCAAGAAACUGUCUUCUCAGACACCAACAUCAUCUAGGAAUAAAUCUCCUACUGUUUGUGGUUUCAUUGCUGGUAGCGCGACAAGUCCAAAGAGAAUGAAGCCGAGAACAUCAAGUGAUGAAGCAAGCAGCAGUGGAACAACAUCUAAGCAUAACAAUAAAAGCCCCGAAUCGUUAAGGAAGACGAAGCACAACAGCAUAAAAACGCAUCAAAUUCCAAUACUAGAAUCAGAAAACAUUUCAGUAGAUGGAACUCCUAUUAGCAAGAAACCUGACAGAAAGGGACCUUACAUGGUGGAAAUCGUCGAUGUAAAAUGCAGAAGUAUGGACAGAACUUGGGCUACCCCUAUAAAAAAUAGCCUAAAGAAGCUCCGUUUCACAAAGCUAUCUGACAGCUCGGUCUAAGCUAUGUUGCUCAGACUCUCCAAAAAUGCACUACUUUUGAAGAAUCCGGCACGAACCAAGCAACACUUUUGAAGAGUCCAAGCAACAUAGGGUCUAGGUACACAACAAGCUUCAAACAUCAGCCUUUAGAUUCCUGUAAGUGAAUCUUGAAAUACCAGCUGGUUGAUUACAUUCUACAACUUCUACCAUUGAACACAUGCUAGGCAUCAUCAACUUACUAGUCCUUCUUUUCUUGUUGGGAUUCGCGACCAAUGAUCCAAGCCUCGGUCUGCUAGUAGAAGCCACAUCCAAAACUUGACGUGGCUUGUGAGCUAUGCUACUCAGACUCCUCAAAAAUGUCGACUGGUUUUGCAUGUCAGAUACUCCAAAAGUAGUGGGCAGCAUUUUUAUAGAGUUCGAGCAACAUACCUUGUGAGUGUGGUUGUGAUGGUUUCGUUGUAGCUUAUUGAAGUACUCGAUUUCUCGUAACACGAGGGAUCCGACGGUUCCUCUGCUGCCUAUCUCAACAAGAGAAUUAUUUGCAGCAAUCUUCUCAACUUUAUACUCAUAUCUUUGCAUUAUAUGAGGGAAAAUUAUAGUAUGAAGUUGAAAAGAAGUAUUUGUUUUGAUGAGAAUUGGUUGUUUUGGUUAUAAAGUGAAAACUAUAGGCUUGAAUGAAGAUAGGGAGGCCCUAUGAUCACCUUAUUCAUGUGCUUGCAGUUAAAAAAUAGACUUUAAAUUUGCUCAACUUCUAACUACUUGUGCAUUCAUUUAUGUGUUGUUUUUCAACUUUGAAUAGGA